Molecule: messenger RNA, 502 nt
Organism: Scaptodrosophila lebanonensis
Lineage: Eukaryota; Metazoa; Arthropoda; Insecta; Diptera; Drosophilidae
Product: kunitz-type serine protease inhibitor spermatin-like
Exons: 2
Coding region: 2-328 (108 amino acids)
Molecular function (GO): serine-type endopeptidase inhibitor activity
Source: RefSeq, a predicted model, not a curated record
AAUGUAUUCUGGCUUGUGUGUGGUUCUGAUGCUGGUGCUCCUCCAAUGUGCCUGCCAGGCUAACGUCUGGGACGAUUACCAGUUGGAAACGAACAAAGCCAUUUGCGAACUACCCCCCGACUAUGGAAGGUGUAGCAAAUAUACCAAAAUGUGGUACUACGAUAAUGAGAGACGGCGUUGUAAGACCUUCAUCUAUUCGGUCUGUGGUGGCAAUGCGAAUCGGUUCUACACCAAAAGGGAGUGCGAGGAAUUCUGCCGAUAUGAUGCCUCUGUCGAAACUGAGAACGCCUUCAUUCGAGUUGGAUCGUUCAUGCACGUUCGUCCCUAACCAAUUAUUUUGGAGCCGACAAGUUAUUUUCGUAUUGAAAAACUACUUUAAAGAAGGUUAGAGAAUCGAGAUAUUGUAUGGAAUGAUUCGAUUUUUGAUUUUUUUCUUUAUUUUGUUAAGAACAUUGCCCAUUUGUCCUUUCAAUAAAAUAAUAUAUUUUUGUGUAGAGUUGAA